UCUGCGCCUCCAAAAAAGCUCCUCACAAGCUCCACGAGUCGCUCCCGUUGAGAUUGGCGCGUCUGUUUCCCGAAAGUGUUGAGGAGUAGAAAAGCGCACUUUGCCCUGCUUGCAAACUCGCCAGGACCGACGUUUCAUUUGGUAUUUUUCUUUUUUUUUUUUUUUGGAACUUUAGUUUGGUUUUGUUUUGGAGGGUGUGCUUCCAAGCAGGAGGAGUGCGCGCGCCCUCGCGGGAAGGCUGCGGCUGCAGAGGUUUAGGGACUCGGUGCGCGUGGAUUCGCACUUCUUUUUUUUUUUUUUUUUUGGUACCCCUCGCCACUUGUUUCGCAUGAAUCUCCUCGACCCUUACCUGAAAAUGAGCGAAGAACAGGACAAGUGUCUCUCCGACGCGCCCAGUCCCAGCAUGUCCGAGGACUCGGCCGGCUCGCCGUGCCCGUCCGGCUCCGGCUCGGGCUCCGGAUCGGACACGGAGAGCGGCCGGCCCUCCGACAUGCGCCUCCUGCACGGCGCCGACUACAAGAAGGAGGGCGACGAGGAGAAGUUCCCCGUGUGCAUCCGGGACGCCGUGUCGCAGGUGCUGAAGGGCUACGACUGGACCCUGGUGCCCAUGCCGGUGCGCGUCAACGGCUCCAGCAAGAACAAACCGCACGUCAAGAGGCCCAUGAACGCCUUCAUGGUUUGGGCCCAGGCGGCGCGUCGGAAGCUGGCCGACCAGUACCCGCACCUGCACAACGCGGAGCUCAGCAAAACUCUGGGGAAACUCUGGAGGCUCCUCAAUGAGGCCGAGAAGCGACCGUUCGUGGAGGAGGCCGAGCGCCUCAGGGUGCAGCACAAGAAAGACCACCCGGACUACAAGUACCAGCCGCGGCGGAGGAAGUCGGUGAAGAGCGGCCAGAGCGAGCCCGACGACGGCGAGCAGACGCACAUCUCGCCCAACGCCAUCUUCAAGGCCUUGCAGCAGGCGGACUCGCCCGCCUCCAGCAUGGGGGACAUGCACUCCCCCGCAGAGCACUCAGGUCAGUCCCAGGGUCCGCCCACACCCCCGACCACCCCCAAGACAGACCUGCCCUCCGCCAAGUCCGACCUGAAGCGCGAGGGGCGCCCGCUUCAGGAAGGCCCGAGCCGCCAGCUCAACAUCGACUUCGGCGCCGUGGACAUCGGCGAGCUGAGCAGCGACGUCAUCUCCAACAUGGGCAGCUUCGACGUGGACGAGUUCGACCAGUACCUGCCGCCCCACAGCCACGCCGCCGGCCAGGGGGGCUACGCCGGCGGCUACGGCGUGAGCGGCUCUUCGGCGGCCGGGCAGGGCGGCAACGUCGGGGCCUGGAUGUCCAAGCAGCAGCACUCUCUGAGCGCCUUGGGGGCAACGGCGGCGGCGGCGGAUUCGGCCCCGCAGCGAGCCGCUCAGAUCAAGACGGAGCAACUGAGCCCGAGUCACUACAGCGAGCAGCAGGGGCAGGGGCAGGGGGGCUCCCCACAACACGUCGCUUACGGCUCCUUCAGCCUGCAGCACUACAGCGCCGCUUCGUACCCACCCAUCAGCAGGGCCCAUUAUGACUAUUCCGACCACCAGGCAGGGGGCUACUACACCCACUCGUCCGCUUCGGGCCAGGCCCCCGGCCUCUACUCCAGCUUCGGCUACAUGAGCUCCGGCCAGAGGCCCAUGUACACCCCCAUCGCCGACACCGCCGGGGUCCCCUCGGUGCCGCCCGCCCACAGUCCCCAGCACUGGGAGCAGCAGCCCAUUUACACCCAGCUGUCCCGGCCGUGAGGAAUAGAACACCCCCCCGCCCACCCCCA
Messenger RNA from Syngnathoides biaculeatus (alligator pipefish), 1800 nucleotides. RefSeq names its product transcription factor Sox-9-B-like. Lineage: Eukaryota; Metazoa; Chordata; Actinopteri; Syngnathiformes; Syngnathidae. Gene Ontology annotation, cellular component: nucleus. Gene Ontology annotation, biological process: morphogenesis of an epithelium; negative regulation of transcription by RNA polymerase II; oligodendrocyte differentiation. The transcript has 3 exons. The record is from RefSeq and is a predicted model, not a curated record. Gene Ontology annotation, molecular function: DNA-binding transcription factor activity, RNA polymerase II-specific; RNA polymerase II cis-regulatory region sequence-specific DNA binding. Bases 329 to 1771 code for a protein of 480 amino acids.